Symbiodinium natans is the source of this 1098-nucleotide messenger RNA. The record is from the annotation of a GenBank genome assembly. Lineage: Eukaryota; Dinophyceae; Suessiales; Symbiodiniaceae.
AUGGAGCGUGUCACGAUGUUCGUAGAGAUGGUGUUUCUCGCGGAGUUCUGCGUUUGCCUCGGCAAGGGCAGUCCCCUCCUGAGCUCUCCACAGAGUCUCUUCAAGGAGUUACCCAAGGGCUGGGUCGCACCUCAAGACGUGGCGCAUGAGUAUUUCCAUAUCUUGGGGAAGACGCCAGAGGGGCGGCGCUUGGCCCCUUUGGUCUCAGGCUUGACCGAGCACAAUGUCAUGGUUGGUUCCUUGAAACGCAUGUACAAGAUCUACAUCCAGAACCCUGACACAUCCAUACAGCAGCAGGGGCUUAUCAUGAUGUUGCACGGUAUGGGCCAACCUAUCGACAGCUUUUGGUAUACGGGCGACUACCGAAGCAAUACUGCGAAGCUGGGCUGGGUAUCGGUUUUUCCGCAGGGUUGGACGGCUGACGAGGGGGGCAGUGACCGAAGUUGGUACUCAGGGUGGUGCUGCCAUACAGACAAUGCAGUGGUGGACGACAAAUCCUUCAUCAAGGAAGUGAUGGCAAUCAUCCGGAACACCUUUCAGCUGGACAUCCCGGAGGGAAGGACAUUUCUCUCCGGCUACAGUGCAGGUUGUUACCUCGCAUUUGCCAUCUCCUGUGAUCCAACGACAGCCACCGACUUCGACGCGUACGGUGGUUUGGCUUGCGUGUGGCAAUCCGAUCGCAACAGGGAGUACUACGACUCCUGCGCCCCCACGAAACCCUUCUUCUACGCAACGAUGACCGAGGACGCCUAUACCGUUCAAGCGGAUGCGACGUGGACGAGGUAUACCACGCGGCUGCAGUGCCCAGGAGAGGCGAAGCAGUCUUUCAGCUCAGGCAUUGUCACAUGCUUCGACAAGAUAAAUUGCGGUGCCACUUUGGUAAGCACGCGGCAUUGCAAGCUGCAGGGUUUACCUCACCACCCCAUGCCUUUUGCGAGCAACGAAGCCGGUUGGGAAUUUUCCUUGGAACAGUGGAAUUGGUGGACAGACGUUGUUGAAGCUAACGUCACUGGGCUUGUCGACCCCAACACCGCACCAACGAAGUCGCUGUUUCUUUGCUUUUUCCUGGCUGCACUUUCACUUCAUAUGGUGAUUUGA